Gavialis gangeticus (Gharial) is the source of this 1658-nucleotide messenger RNA. RefSeq names its product actin related protein 2/3 complex subunit 1B (gene ARPC1B). NCBI's taxonomy places the organism in Eukaryota, Metazoa, Chordata, Crocodylia, Gavialidae. Gene Ontology annotation, biological process: Arp2/3 complex-mediated actin nucleation. The transcript has 11 exons. Gene Ontology annotation, molecular function: actin filament binding. Gene Ontology annotation, cellular component: actin cytoskeleton; Arp2/3 protein complex. The record is from RefSeq and is a predicted model, not a curated record. The coding region runs from base 313 to 1422 and encodes 369 amino acids.
CACGCAAGGAAGUGGUUAGACUUCUCAGAGAGGAAAAGGGAAGUGGGACGACUUCAGACAGCGAGCUCAACUUCUGCCUUUCAUUCGGGGCUGGCUCAGCUGCCGUUCGUGUCGACUGCCCAGAGUCCGCGAACCAGCUGGCCCCUGGAGACAGGACCCCUUCCCCCCGCCUUCCUCCUCUCCCUGUGAAGCACUCAGAGCUGUCAAAAAGUGGGCAAGGUCGUUGCCUCCAAAACCAACAAAGAACAAACUCUGCACUUAAUAUCCUGCCCGCCACACCCAGGGGUGGCUCAAGAGGCCCUUUGCAGAGCCAUGGCUUACCACAGCUUCCUGCUUGAGCCCAUCAGCUGCCAUGCUUGGAACAAGGACAGGACCCAGAUCGCCCUCUGCCCUAACAACCAUGAGGUCCACAUCUACAAGAAGGACGGAGCCAAGUGGACUAAGGUCCAUGAGCUGAAGGAGCACAAUGGGCAGGUGACAGGCAUCGACUGGGCCCCCGAGAGCAAUCGGCUGGUGACGUGCGGGACAGACCGCAACGCCUACGUGUGGACCCUGAAGGGCAACGUGUGGAAGCCCACCCUGGUCAUCCUGCGCAUCAACCGCGCUGCCCGCUGCGUCAAGUGGUCCCCCAAGGAGAACAAGUUUGCCGUGGGCAGUGGAUCUCGCCUCAUCUCCAUCUGCUACUUUGAGCAGGAGAAUGACUGGUGGGUCUGCAAGCACAUCAAGAAGUCCAUUCGCUCCACUGUGCUCAGCCUGGAUUGGCACCCCAACAACGUGCUGCUGGCUGCUGGUUCCUGCGACUUCAAGUGCAGGAUUUUCUCAGCCUACAUCAAGGAGGUGGAGGAGCGGCCAGCCCCCACUCCCUGGGGCUCCAAGAUGCCCUUUGGGGAGCUGAUGUUUGAGUCAAGUAACAGCUGUGGCUGGGUCCACAGCAUCUGCUUCUCUGCCAGCGGCAACCGCGUGGCAUGGGUCAGCCACGACAGCACCCUCUGCCUGGCAGAUGCCAACAAGAAAAUGGCCGUGGCCGCCCUGUACACGGAGAUGCUGCCUCUCCUGGCUGUCACCUUCAUCACCGAGAACAGCCUGGUGGCUGCGGGCCACGACUGCUACCCCAUUCUCUACACCUAUGAUGAGGGCCAGGGAGCGCUGAGCUUUGGUGGGAAGCUGGAUGUCCCCAAGCAGAGCUCCCAACGUGGCCUGAGUGCCCGCGAGCGCUUCCAGAACCUGGACAAGAAAGCCAGCUCUGAUACCAACAACGUGACCCUGGAGACGCUGCACAAAAACAGCAUCAGCCAGAUCUCCGUGCUUGCUGGCGGCAAAGCCAAGUGCUCCCAGUUCUGUACCACGGGAAUGGACGGUGGGAUGGGCCUCUGGGAUCUCAAGAGUCUGGAGUCUGCUCUGAAGGAUCUCAAGAUCAAGUGAUGGAGCCACUGGGAAAGGCUUCUCCGGCGCUGCCCAUCCCGCUCAGCUAUGCCACCCCCACCCGCUUCCUUUGCAGACAACCACCGUGCGUUCCCCGGGUGGCAACGCGGGCCCUGGCACUCCCCACAUGCUCGGGAGCACAAAGGAAAUACCAGGGUUUUUACCCCAAUUUUUAUAAAAAGCCUAUGCUGGUCAUACAUCGCUUAGAGAACCAAUAGAGUGGAUUCUCCACUGAA